This is a messenger RNA of Xylona heveae TC161, 694 nucleotides long. RefSeq lists its product as hypothetical. The record is from RefSeq and is a predicted model, not a curated record. Bases 80 to 331 code for a protein of 83 amino acids. The transcript has a single exon. Lineage: Eukaryota; Fungi; Ascomycota; Xylonomycetes; Xylonales; Xylonaceae.
CUUGUCCGGGUGACCCUCACCGACGGAUUCGGAGGUGAAAAGGAAAGUGGGCUUGGCGACCCCGUUGGUGGCAGCGACCAUGAUUGCGAAAUUAAGGGAUUGGAAGAAAAGUUCAAAGAAAAAGAAAACUCUUAAGGAAGAAGAGAAACCUAAGCGGCUGCAGAAGAAGAAAGGGAGAGGGAGUGGGAUGUAUAAGAGAGACGGUCAGAGAAAGAAAGAGAGGGGAGAUGAAGAAGGGUCUUGGUUCGAUGAGGGGGGAGUUUUGCAGGCCGGCGACAAAUUAAGCGACAUGUCGCAAUCUCACCGAAGACGCCGACGGGCCCCGAAGUGAAGAAAAAAAGUGGCCAAGGUUUCUCUCCCGUAGAGGACCUGAGUAAGCCCCCGCCGGUUUAUUUACCUGUGUCCUUCUGUGAUUUACUUCUACAGUAGCUUCGUACGAAGUACUGAAUUAUAUUCGCGACCUACGACGACACUUUUUAACAGAUGGCAUUGUCUCAAGACGCAGAGUAGAUGAGAGCUGGAGCCAGGUAAACGCAGAAAACCAUGGUCUUCGAUGAACUUCCUAGUACCUUGCUGGUCUAGGUACAUUUUUUAAUUAAAGUUACAACAAAGAGCCGCAUACAUUUCAAACGUAGGUGACGUUUUCCUGGACCCAAGUGAUAAAUAAAUCGUUGAAUUGAUCUUGAUUACCCUC